GAUUCUAAAGUCUUUUUCAGGCGUUUCCAUUUGCCUAAAUUGUCAUAUAAGUUAAUAUUAUUUUUCAUUAUCAAACCAUUGUCCUAGAUUGUUGCGAUAAACGAUUCAAGGCGCUUCUCGUACCAGAGACGAAAUCCUAUCUCCUUAAAGUACAUAAUGACCCUGUGUAUCUGUGACUAUUUCAAACGCUGUCACUUUCACGAUCUUCCAUUGCCUGAACCUGGCUGGACUCCAAUAAGAAGUGGAAAAAGUGAUUCGAAGCCUUCUGGAAACUACAAACGACGACUCAAGCUUAAAGUGGAUGCCAUCUCGGGAAACUAUUGGCUUAAGGAGUUGCAACAGCAGAGGGUUUUGUUUCAAAAACUAAUAGUGGAUAAUGGCAUCGAAGUGAUUUGGUUAGAAUUGCAUCCACCAGCAAAGAUGUCCAUUGAUUAUAAGUGGGCCAAUAUGCUGGCUCAGACUAUUUGGCAACACAUUCAGGUGGAGCAAAUGAUGUCCUGGCUUUCCACAUUAGGCGGUGGUUAUUCAGCUUUGGGUGAACAGUUCGAAAGAUGUGCUGAAAAUGCUGGCAAAAUAUCGCAAACGCAGCUCAAGAUCGGCCUCCAUCUUGGCAAUCCUUUUCUUCAAGCGCGUUGCAAACUCUUUUACAGCAUUUCCCUUAUCCAGCGCGGAAAAUUGCGUCAUGCCAAGCAUCUAAUACGUCGCCAAUAUAAGUUUGCCAAGACCUGUCGGGAAACCGAUCGACGCUUAUUGCGGAUGUGUCGUGGUAUUUGGUUGCGUCUUCAAUUCGAAUACCACAAGAGAUACUCGUAUGAAUUGGCUAAUAAAAAGGUGAUUUCCUUAGUUUUAUAUAAAAAUGCUGAUCAUGCCUUAUGUGACGACUGGAGAAACUUAGCUUGACCACAACCUUAUGAUUGGAUCAACAAAAGUAAUUGCAAUAAAGUUAAAAUACUUAUUAUAGGAUAU
Molecule: messenger RNA, 966 nt
Organism: Drosophila willistoni
Lineage: Eukaryota; Metazoa; Arthropoda; Insecta; Diptera; Drosophilidae
Exons: 1
Coding region: 157-900 (247 amino acids)
Source: RefSeq, a predicted model, not a curated record